Messenger RNA from Rotaria socialis, 2571 nucleotides. The record is from the annotation of a GenBank genome assembly. NCBI's taxonomy places the organism in Eukaryota, Metazoa, Rotifera, Eurotatoria, Philodinida, Philodinidae.
AUGAAGGCCAUUAAAAUUCCUAAUGUAACAUUACUUGAUGCUUUUGGAAAUCCAGUUGGUAUUAAUAGUCAUGAUCUUAGAGAUCCAUCUAUAACACCUAAUUCAUCUUCGACUGAACAAACGAAAAAAAGUUCAGUGAACAAUCCUUCUGAGGAUAUUAAGAAAUUGACGUUAGCUACAGAUUCAAUAAAUAAGCCGCACAAUGCUGAACGAUUAACUGUUAUAGGAGAAACGCCACUUCAUAUUGCUGUUGUUUAUAAUGAUAUAAGUUCAGUAAAACUUUUAAUCAAACACGGUGUCGAUGUUAAUAAAUGUGUUGUUGGUAAUUUUAACACGCCAGAUAAAUAUCGGAAUAUUGAGGAAGAUAAAAAUGGAAAACGAAAAAGAAUUCGACUAUUUGUUAACCGUCAGACUAAAUCACAAAAACAAUUUGAUCCACAAAAUAGUAGCAUUGAAACUCAUGCUUACUAUGGUGAAUAUCCAUUAGCAUUUGCUGCAGCAUUUGGUCAUUUAGAAAUAUACGAUUAUUUAAUUCAACAUGGUGCCGAUCCAAAUCUGCAAGAUUCUUAUGGAAAUACAGUUCUACAUAUGCUCGUUAUUCGAGACAGCAUGGAUAUGUUUAAACAUGCUGUUCGACAUCCAUUAAAAAAAGCUCGUACAGAUAUUCGAAAUAAUUCUGAUCUAAGUCCAUUAACAUUGGCAGCUAAGCUUGGUCGUAAAGAACUUUUCCUUGAAUGUCUUGAAUUAGCUCAUGUGGAAAUUUGGCGUUAUUCUAAUAUAAAAUGUUGCACAUAUCCCCUUCGUGGUAUUGAUACAAUAACUGAUGGUGGUCAGAUAGAUUGGAAUUCUUCAUUAAUGUCAAUUGUUAGUGGUAAAACUGAAGAUCAUUUAGACAUGCUUGAUAAUAUGGUCAUAGAACGUUUAUUAAAUGAUAAGUGGUCUUCAUUUGCUCGAGUUACAUUUGUUCGACAAUUAGUUUUACUUUGUUUACAUCUAUUAUCGUUAACAACUGCAGUAUUUUUACGUAAUCCAAAAGGUGAUCAACCGUUAGCAAAACGAAUUAUAUGUCAUAUUGCUGAAGCAUGCGUCUUAAGCGGUUGUAUAGUUAGCAUAUUCGCAUUGCAAGCAAAAGAAAUUUAUUUACAAGGUUUUGCUUAUUAUUUACAAAAUUUAAAAAGUUAUCCAGAAAAAUUUCUCUAUCAAUGUUCAUGUAUACUAAUAAUACUAGCAGCACCGUGUCGUGUAUUGUAUUUUCUGACAAAUAACAUAACGUUUGGUUACAUUGAAGAUGGUUUAGUAUCGCUUGCAAUACCUGGAACAUUUUUAUUUUUUCUGUUUUUCGGAAGAAUCUAUGAGUUAACAGGUGCAUUUAUCGUUAUGAUAUUUGAGAUGAUUACAGGAGAUAUAGCGACAUUUGGUGUCAUUUACAUAAUUGUUAUCACGGCUUUUGGUCAAGUUUUUUAUUUAUUAUUUCGAGAUACAACUGAAGGCGGCAAUUGUGAACGUGUAGUAUUAAAUGAGACAUGUGCAAAUGAUAACAUGUGUUCAUUUAAAAAUUUCGAAGCUUGGAUGACUAUGGUCCAUUUUACAAUGGGAGAAUUCGAUUUUUCUCGUUUUGAUCUAACACAUUAUUCAUAUUUAGUUAAAAUUUUAUUUAUUGUUUUCAUGAUAUUAACACCUAUACUUUUAUUGAACAUGUUGAUCGCUUCCAUGGGUAAUACAUACCAACGUGUUAUCGCAAUUAGUGAAAAAGAACGCAUCCGGCAGUGGGCUCAACUUGUAUUAACAAUCGAAAGAUCUUGCUCUGCAACACAACGAUUUGACUAUCAAGGUGUAUACGCCAUUGGAUCUGAUGAUAAGCGUGAUCUAAUGGUUAUAAAACGAGCAACAAAAAGUAAAGCAGCCCAAAGAAAAGGAGCUAUUGGCAAUUGGAAGCGAAUUGGAAAAAUUGUUCUAUAUUUACUUAAAAAACAAAAUACAACAGCCGAACACCUUCAACUUCGUCGGUUAUCACAUGAAUCUGUUAUUUUUCAAACAAGAGCACCAUUCGACAAUAUGAUUGACACCCUUACAUGGGAACGUGAUAUGGAUUUAUCUGGACCCAAAGGAUUAACAUUAUCAAAUCCAAAUCUAAAUUUAGGUUCAACACAAAAUACAGCAGAUUUAAAUUCGUUGGUAUCACGUCCACCUUCACCUCCACCACCGCAGUUUGUAACUAGUGAAUUUCCAAUUCCAUCAUCAAUACCACAACAAUUAACUGGCGAUAGGAAACCGGUACGUCGUUCAGAAUUAUCUGAACUUCGUUCUCGACCGUCAUUUAUUGAUUAUGAAGACUUAGAAGUAUUUCGUCAUAUGCAAUCACUAGCAAAAGCAUCAAAUGUUUGGCAUCAGCAACCCACUCGAAGACCUUCUAUGGUACCUGUUGAUGCUGAUGGUUAUCGAGACUUACUUUCGGAUGUUGAUAAUAGUCACGGAGAAGAUACCAAAAAGAUCAAAGCAAAGAAAUUCAUUCCACGUGGUACAUCGAGUACAAGUAUUAAAUCAAAAAUAAGUGAAACAACUAUUUGUUAG